AAUAAUGUGAUAUGUGUGAAGUAAUUCCGUGCAUUCGUACGAGCACACGAGCAAGCGCAUGUCCGCAGAAAAAAAACAUAAUUGAUUUUUUAUAAUUCAUCAUGAUUACGAUACAAACAAGUGUAAAGAGACGUGAAGUCUCAUUCUCAUCACUUGAGGUUAUAUAUAUAUUGUCUCGGAUGUUGCCUCCGAGAAUCAUUAUGUGUGGGACUUAUGAAAUGGCAUUAUUUCGCAGAUUUGAAUUGCGUUAGCUGGACGUUACAUAGAUUAUUGGUACCAAUUCUCCUCUUUCAUCAUGAUCAAGGAAAAAAUGGAAGUACAUGAAAAUCGUGCGAAAAGGCAGUCGUGCCGUGAAUUUUGGCACAGCCUACCAGAACGUAUAUCUAGAACGGUGGAACAUUUCUUUUAUCGACUCGGAGUACACAUCGCUCAAAAUCCAUACAAAUGGAUGCUCGGAUGUCUCUUGGUGAUAUCAGUCUGUAUUCUAGGCCUGUUACGUUUUAGACAAGAGAAAAAUCCUAUUAAUCUUUGGGUACCACCAGGCACUGAUUUUGUUACAGAUACCCAAUGGCUAAUGUCACAUUCUUUGGAAUCUCUGCGAAUGCAAACCUUUAUGCUAACUGGAGAUAAUGUAUUGGAACAACAAGCACUUAUCAGGUUAAAUGAGAUCACUAAACAAAUGAUUUUUGUUCGGACACCAGCUGAGAACAUUUCUUGGACAGAUGUUUGUAUGAAAAUUCCCAUUGUCAAUGAUCCUGUGUUCAGAAGUAAAAGACAAACUUCUCUGGAGGACAAUUUUUUUGAUGACGAUUUCACUGAAGUUGAUCAACCAUUUGAGCCUUCGGUUCAUGUAGAUAAUAACAUGUAUUGCAGCAUAGUUGAGAGCUUACCUAAGGGUUGCCUUUUGUUUAGUAUCUUAGAUAUAUGGAAUUUUGAUAGUGCUAAAAUUGAAAGAGAUACCAUAGAAGAAAUUAUCACAAAAGUAAAUACAGUAAAAGUGAGUCCCACAUUGGGCCAUGCUGUAAAUUUCAGUGAGUUUUUGGGAAACGUAACUCUAGAUGAGAGAGGUAGAAUUAUUGCUGCGACAGCUAUAAGGACUCAUAUGAUGGUUCAUGUUAAUUUCUUCAAUGUGGACAUGGAUAAACUUGGAAACAUGGCAGGAACUGCUGAUUGGGCAACAGAUGAGGUAUUGAAAUGGGAAUUAGCUUACUUGGAAAAUAUUAAAAAUUUUUCAAACCAACUGGAAAGUGAGAGAAAUACAAAUAAUUCAUUGACGCUUUAUUACGAAGCUGGUAGAAGUUAUGGAGAUAUCUCUAGUACAUCUAUGUUUCAAGAUAUAGAUAAAUUAAUUGUAGGAAUUUUAUUAAUGUUUUUGUAUGUCUUAACAAUUUUGUCGAAUUACAAUUGGGUGGAAUGGCGGUUUUGUCUUACUAGUACUGGUCUUUUAUGCGUGGGUGGUGCAUUUAUACUUGCGGUAGGGCUAUGCUCUCUGAUUGGAAUCCCGUACGGUCCGGUGCACACCUCGUUGCCAUUUAUGCUCUUGGGUCUAGGCAUAGACGAUAUUUUUGUAUUUAAUGCAUCUUGGAAGAAAAUACACACAGAUGAAUCAAAUUUAAAUAAGCCAUUAACAGAAAGAAUCGGCCUCGCGUUAGGUCAUGCUGGUUCUGCUAUCACUAUUACCUCGCUUACCGACGUCGUGGCAUUUAUCAUCGGUGCUUCUACAAUAUUACCGUCACUUCAGUCAUUUUGUAUCUACGCUGCAGUCGGUGUUUUUGUGACAUAUUUACUACAAACCACUUUUUUCAUUGCUUGUUUUACCUUGGACUCUAAGAGAAUAGAACUAAAAAGAAAUGGAAUCUUACCGUGUAUCGUGCAUGAAAACUUUACACCCAAGGUAUCAGAUGCGAGCGAUGAAAUUUCCUGGAAAUUUAUAAAUUUUCUGUACUCGAGGAUAGUAUUGACCACUCCUGGAAAAAUUAUUAUAAUAUUAAUUACUCUUAUAACGAUAUCUACAAGUAUUGUAGGUUUGCUUCAACUAAAACAAUGGUUUGAUCCAAAGUGGUUGUUGCCAGAAGAAUCAUACUUAUCUCAAUUUUUAAAAAUUGAAACUCAAGUAUUUCCUAAUCUAGGAUUUGAAGCUUUUGUUCUUAUGGGAGAUGAUAUUGAUUAUUCCUCUGAAUUUUCUAAAAUAAUAUAUCUAACAGAACGUUUUCAGAACGCAUCUUUUACGCAGAAAAUAGAACCUUGGCCGAUUAAUUUCGCAAAAUUUGUAUCGACAUAUUAUGCUACAGAUUUAAAAACUACCAAGAUCACAGAUGACAAAUUCCAUCUUUAUCUAUCGAAAUUUCUUUUUAGUCGAGCUGGUGGUAAAUAUCAGAGGAAUUUCUUUUUCAAAGAAAAGCUCAGAUGUGGUAAAAAUGCUCCACGGAUUGUAGUAGCAACUAUUGACUUCAACUUUAGACUCUUUAACAAUCCUGACAAAUGGAUUCCAGCGAUGGAUAAUAGUAAACUCCUAUCGAAAGAAGCACAAAUUCACGGAUAUGUGACAGUGUGGUGUAAAAUGUUUGCACCAUGGACUACCAAUAAACUAAUCAGUCAGGAAGUACUGCGAAACAUCAUCCUAGCAUUAGUUUGCGUUAUGGGUACUACAGCGUUUCUCAUCGCCGAAAUGCAGACUUGUUGUUGGAUUUUACUUUGUGUACUUCUCACGUUGCUAAACGUGUGCGGCUUCAUGUAUUUUUGGGGACUAACGAUAGAUGUGGUAUCCUGCAUUGGUCUCGAGUUGGGCGUCGGUUUAAGUGUGGAUUAUGCUGCACACGUCGCACAUGCUUUUCUAAAUGCUGAAUCGCGAGAAGACGACAAUAAUGCUCGCAGAACUCGAGCGUUAAUCGCGGUCAGACACAUCGGUGCAGCGGUUGCAUAUGGCGCAGGUUCGACACUUCUCGCCGUAUCGAUGUUGGCUUUCUCGUCUUCUUACGUAUUCACCGUCUUUUUCCGGAUAUUUAGCCUAGUAAUUUUAUUCGGACUCUGGCAUGGAUUGUUUCUAUUACCGGUCGUAUUAAGCAGUAUUGGACCACAAAGUUUACGCGUGACGCAACAACCACAACCCAUGUCCGAGAAAGCCAUUACUGCGACCGAUGAUGAAGAUUGAAACAAAAAUAUAAAUAGUUUACUUAGGCAAUGCUCUUUCUUUAUCAAUAAUAUUUAUUUUUGGUUCAAUAAACAUACAAAAUUAUUACACUAUCCGUACUAUUAAUCACACAUUUAUACAAAAAUAAUAAUUAAUAAUAAUAAUAAUUAUAAUAAUAGUCUGAUAA
Molecule: messenger RNA, 3317 nt
Organism: Monomorium pharaonis (pharaoh ant)
Lineage: Eukaryota; Metazoa; Arthropoda; Insecta; Hymenoptera; Formicidae
Product: NPC intracellular cholesterol transporter 1
Exons: 10
Coding region: 296-3151 (951 amino acids)
Cellular component (GO): membrane
Source: RefSeq, a predicted model, not a curated record